Molecule: messenger RNA, 477 nt
Organism: Iphiclides podalirius (scarce swallowtail)
Lineage: Eukaryota; Metazoa; Arthropoda; Insecta; Lepidoptera; Papilionidae
Source: the annotation of a GenBank genome assembly
AUGAUGGCCGAUCUGGAGGCCGACGGUUGGGCGGCAAAGAUACCGCUGGAAGGAUCAAGGGACCUUCGCGCCCUGAACGCAGAAAACUGGACAAGACAAAAAGACGGCGCGUUGGCGCCAACUCAUAUCGUACGCCUAAAGAGUUCCAUUCCACCUGACGGCCCGCUCCCACAACUGGCGCGGCCGCAUCCGCACACAGAUCCGAUGCCCGCGAUUAGGGCGCGCACACACGCGCCGCGUCGUGACCCGCCCGCGAGCCGCUGCGACGCCGCCCGAUCUCGGUGCCCUUUUUUAAUUCGCGCAAUAACGCACCGCGCGCCACGCCGCGAUCACACGGCGUGGUUUUUCGAAUUGUUGCUAAUGAAUGCGGAUGAAGCAGUCGUCGUGAGAGAUGCGCCUCGCUCCGCCCUUCGGAUAUUCUGCGUGCCGGUCGGCGCGAUAACGCUCCGUAGCGCUCAUAAACGUAUAGGCAUGCUG